Messenger RNA from Papaver somniferum (opium poppy), 1299 nucleotides. RefSeq names its product transcription factor BHLH062-like. The record is from RefSeq and is a predicted model, not a curated record. The transcript has 4 exons. NCBI's taxonomy places the organism in Eukaryota, Viridiplantae, Streptophyta, Magnoliopsida, Ranunculales, Papaveraceae. Bases 207 to 914 code for a protein of 235 amino acids. Gene Ontology annotation, molecular function: protein dimerization activity.
CCCGAGUUGUUAACGAAGGCGGGUGGAUGCCACACGCUACUUCUGGAGACGCCUCUUCCCUUCCUCUUGCUAUCAUUUUUCACCCAACCUAAUAUAUUCACAUCACUUUCUUUAGGGUUCCCGUUUCUCAAUUCCAAUUCUAAAUUCAUUCUUUCCUCUUUCUUCAAGGUACAAUUCCUUGUCUCGUGUAAUUUCUUGAUAAGAAAAUGGUUUCGGAAGUUUCAGGUCCAAUGGCUGCCCAAGUCAAUUUAGGGCCAGAGAUAACUGGUGGCAGGUCCUUUCGUAAUAAAAAGAACACUAUGAAAGUUCCUAAGAAGAUUCAUAAAGCUGAAAGGGAGAAACUGAAACGUGAUUAUAUGAAUGAGCUCUUCCUUGAGCUAGGCCGUGUUCUUGAACCAACUCGGCAGAAUAAUGGUAAGGCCUCUAUAUUGGAUGAUGCCACUCGAUUAUUGCGGGAUCUUCUUACUCAGGUCAAAUCUCUCAAGAAGGAAAACGUGGCACUUUUAUCCGAAUCUCAUUAUGUUACUGCGGAGAAGAAUGAGCUAAAGGAUGAGAAUGCUACCCUGGAAUCUCACAUCGAAAACCUACAAUCUGAGCUACGGGAGAGGACUUUAUUGAAACCAGGUUGGGAUGCAGCAGUUCCUGCUCAGUUGCCAAUCAAUAAUGCACUAACAGCAUUUUCGAAGGAUCACUUAACCAUCCCUGUGGUGGAAACUACUUUGCAAUCUCAGCCUAUCUUGGGUCCCGUUCUUGUAAUCCCCCUGUGCCAUGAUGUUCAAGCUUCUCCAGAAACUGAAGCUAUACAAACUCCAAACAAGAUAUUGUCAAACGUGAGUAGACCGCAUGCUCGAUAUCCUACACCAGCAGACUCCUGGCCAUCCCAACUCCUUGGUGAGAAACAAAAAGCAGCAUAGGAAGGUGAACUUAUAGGGACCGGGGGAUGACUAAGCUAUGGGUAUGUUAGGUAAUUGUAGAGUGUGGAUGAUAAUUUCUUUUUGUCUUGCAAUAUUUCUCACCCCUUUCAGUGUACAAAUGCAAAAUAGAAUUUAGUAGGAGCAGUGGAGCACCAUAUAUAUGUAAUUACAUGAUGAUGGUGAACCAUGAAAGGGCCGGUGUUGGUAAUGGUUAUAGUUCCUGUGAAUUUGCAAGAUAUUGGUGGUGAAGAUUCUUUAACUGAGCUCCACGCUGUGGUCCUCUAUUCUUUUUGGGUCUUCCUUUGUAUACCCCCUAAAAACACUAAUGGUACCCCUAUAAAUAUAUCAAGAUACGAUUCAUAUAUCAUGAUUUAAUUCCUUCGUA